Messenger RNA from Hirsutella rhossiliensis, 4365 nucleotides. Its product is annotated as histidine kinase-, DNA gyrase b-, and HSP90-like ATPase domain-containing protein. Gene Ontology annotation, molecular function: phosphorelay sensor kinase activity. The record is from RefSeq and is a predicted model, not a curated record. Bases 1 to 4365 code for a protein of 1454 amino acids. Lineage: Eukaryota; Fungi; Ascomycota; Sordariomycetes; Hypocreales; Ophiocordycipitaceae. Gene Ontology annotation, biological process: phosphorelay signal transduction system; phosphorylation. The transcript is spliced from 4 exons.
AUGCAGCAGCCAGACCAUGGCGUUGCGUCCCGCACCGGCCCUGCCCCUCCCAUCGCUGUCGGCGCCGCCUCCUCCCCCAAUGACACUGCUCGCGAAGCCUCACCUUCUGCCUUCGUCGGCUCCCUGACGUCCGCCCCAGCCUCGCCUCCCUCCAUCGACCCAGCCGUUACCGUCUCCUCCGAAGGCCGUCGCCGCCACCGGCAAAACCACAGGCGCUAUCCCACCUUGUCGGCCAUUGCGAACCUCCCCAGCUCAGACGCCACCUCGCGGCCACCCAGGGCCCUUCUUACCUCGCAUUAUCGCAGUCUUUACUACCGGCAGCACCCGCCGCAGAACCUCGCCGCCACCAAGCCCUGGCGCCCCCGCAAGUCUACAAAGCGGCCCCCGAGGCAGGACGAGGCUCCUGGUCGCGCAAUGGACCGGGCCCCCGUCAAGAAAGCCCGGACCGGAGCCUCACCCCCCAGGCGAUUCGAGAUUCCGCCCUCGGCCACGAUUCCCCCACCUUCCUUGGCCUCGUCAGCCCGAGACGGCUCCUCGCCUCUCUUCUUCUCUCAUGCGCCCGCGAGAAUCCUUAGCCGCCCUUCGGGCUCCACCGCCUCCGAGAUAGCUGCGAGCAUGCUAUCGCGCGGCCGUGACGACCCAGCCGGAAUUGUCACCACCGUCAAGCUCCCGCGCGCCAGUGUCAGCUCCUCAAGCCGGGCCAUGUCGGGCAGUACGCCGGGCAGUUUGGCUUCCUCCAUGGACAUGAGCUCCGACUCGCGCAACCUUCCAGCCGGCUUGCAAGCGGUCCAAGGCAUUGGCGCUAUCGAGCUCCUUGAACACGAUGACCGUCCAACCUUCCUUCUCUGCCUGGCUGGUCCACUUAACCUGAAUCGGCCGGGUCUCGAAAUCUUGUACUACAAUGGCUCCUUGCGAUGCUGUCCCGAAAUACAAAAUCUUCUCGCUGUCGACUCGGAAGACACCUCCGUUGCCGAAGGCUUUGAUCGCUUCAAGUCGUGGGCCUACGAUGUCCCCAAGAAUGACGACAUCGACACAUCGUUGCCGUAUCACGAAUACGGCGGUAUCACUUGGACGCGCAUAACACUGCGCCAGAGGUUCCGUUUUAUAAGCGGCAAUGUCACCCCUGCGGCCCCUCGAUCCAUCACGCCUCGCCCUCGCUCAGCCGAGCCCGCCGCCGUCGCCACCAAUGACUCCCCUUCACCCCCAUCCGUGCCAACCUCUCCUGCCGGAGAAGUAAUCGACCCUCCAGACUACUUCGGCGAUGCUGCCCCCGGCCUCAAAGGAGAUUCGUCGAGUCUGGGAACCAUCAAGACGGUGCUCGAGCAGAGCGCCGACCAUGGACACCCAGACGAGUUUACAAAUCAGGUGCUCCAGUUCCAGCCCACCAAGAACGUCUUUGACUGGACCCGUGUCCCCGUCGCCGACAGCCUCCCCGAGCACAUCAAGUUUGCCAAGUCGGUAGACUGGGCUUCGACGCCUCUGGGCCCCAUCUCCGAAUGGUCAUACGACCUGAGGGCCAUGUCAAAUCUGAUCAUGGGUAGCCCUCACCCUGCCGCCAUGUACUGGGGCCCUGACCUUAUCUGCAUAUACAAUGCCGCGUACAUCGAGCUGGCCGGCCGCAAACACCCGUCACUCAUGGGCCAGAAAUACACCGAGGCCUGGUCGGAAAUAUGGCCCGAAAUUGAACCCAUUUUCAAGAGCGCUUGGGAAUGCGGGCAGGCAACCAUGAAACACGACAAUCGCCUCUUCAUCAGACGCGCCGGCUUCUUGGAAGAAACGUUCUUCUCUUGGGCCAUCGUACCGCUAGUCGGAAACGAAGGCGAAGUAGUAGGGCUAUACAAUCCGGCGUUUGAGAAUACACUGCGCAGGGUCAACGAUCGACGAAUGCUCACGCUGCGGGAGAUUGGAGAGAGGACAGCCAUGGCGACCACGGUGAGCGGCUUCUGGCCCCAGGUUCAAAAGGGCCUCGAGUACAACGAAUGCGAUGCGCCUUUCGCUCUUAUAUACUCGAUAAAAGAGGAGGCCGAGAGCGAGGCAUCCUCGCUGCACUCGGGGAGCUUCAUGCACUCAUCCCAAAUCAUGCGCGAGGGGUCCCCCGGCGUCCCCGAAGGACAUCCUGCCGCUCCCCACUUCCUCGAUCUGAGAAUGUCGGAAGAAGGAUUCGCGCCAUACAUGCGACAGUGCAUGGCAGGCGGCGGGGAACCGCUGGUUCUUUCUGAGAAUGAUGGCACUCUUCCCAAGGACCUCAUCAAAGGCAUCAACUGGCGCGGAUUCGGCGACGCAUGCACGACCAUUGUCGUUUUUCCCGUCGUGCCCACGACAAAGGAAGCCGUCACUGGCUUCAUUGUGCUGGGCUUGAACCCCAGGCGGCCGUAUGACGACAACUACAAGCUUUUCAUCCAUCUCCUGUCCCGGCAACUAGCAACCUCGAUGGCUUCGGUUGUGCUGUUCGAAGAAGAGAUUCGCCGUGGCCAGCGAGCGGCGCGAUUAGCGGCGCUGGACCGCCAGGAGCUGUCGAUGCAACUGCUGUUGCGGACGCAAGAGGCCAACGAGAGCGAGUUCAGAUUCACUCGCAUGGCCGAGUUUGCCCCCGUCGGUAUGUUUACAGCCGAUGCGCAGGGCCGUAUCGACUACUGCAACGAUAUGUGGUGGCAGAUUUCCAGACACUCGCGCUUCGACGAAACAGGACUUGCGUGGAUGAGCAGCGUCAGAGACGAAGACAGACCCUCUCUCGACGAAGCGUGGCAAAAGUUACUCCAAGAGCGCAUGACGAUUUCCGUUGAGUUUCGGUUCAAGCAUAGCCAACAAAGUGGCGGCAAUACUAUGGACACUUGGGUUCUCAUGAGCGCGUUCCCGGAGAAGAACGGGGACGGGGGCCUCAAGUCCAUUUUCGGCUGCCUCACCGACAUUUCCUCCCAAAAAUGGGCGGAAAAGGUCCAGAACGAACGACGCGAGGAGGCUGUCGAGCUCAAGCGCCAGCAAGAAAACUUCAUUGACAUCACCAGCCACGAAAUGCGCAACCCCUUGUCCGCUGUCCUGCAGUGUGCAGAUCAAAUCGCAAACAACAUCACGGCGUUCACAGCCCACGACAACAAGGCCAAGGUUGAGACACUGCUGGAGAGUUGUCUAGACGCCGCCAACACCAUCAACCUUUGCGCCAGCCACCAGAAGCGCAUCGUCGACGACAUCUUGACCCUUUCCAAGCUCGACUCGAAUCUACUGGCUGUUACUCCCAUCGACGAGCAGCCGGUUAAGGUGGUUCAACGUGCAUUGAAGAUGUUCGAGUCAGAACUGAUGGCGCACGAUAUCGAGUUGUAUUUCAACGUCGACGGCAGCUUCGAGAAGCACGGGGUCGAAUGGGCCAAGCUAGACCCAUCGAGGCUGCGACAAGUCCUGAUCAACUUGAUGACGAAUGCCAUCAAGUUUACACAGGGACGAGACCGCCGAAGCAUCACCGUGUCUCUGAGCGUGUCCAAAGACAUUGGCGAAGUCACAAGCCAGGGAGUGCUUUAUUUUGACAAAAGCGACAGCCCGCGAACGAUUGGCAUGGACAUUGCCAACGAAAAAGAGUGGGGUGGCGGCGAGAGGAUCAAUCUACACUGCUCGGUGGAAGACACGGGGCCGGGCCUGGAUAAGGAAGAGCUCAAGGUCCUGUUCCAACGGUUCCAGCAAGCAACGCCACGAACGCACGUGCAAUACGGUGGCUCCGGUCUCGGCCUCUUCAUCUCGAGGAUCCUGACAGAGAUGCAGGGUGGUCAGAUCGGGGUGACGUCUGCGAGAGGAUCGGGAAGCAGGUUCAACUUCUACAUCCAGAGCCGCCGUAAGGUUCAAGCACCGGCCAUGACGGGCCCCCAGCUGACUGCCACUCCGCCGUCCCGCAUGACGCCCCCUGUCAAUGUCAUGAGCCUGGCAGAACGCCCGCUGUUCGACGUGCUCAUCGUCGAGGACAACAUUGUGAACCAAAUGGUCCUGCAGCGACAGCUGCGCGACUGCGGCAACAAAACGUUUGUGGCCAAUCACGGUCGCGAGGCGCUGCAGACGCUGCAGAAGUCGAGGUUUUGGGCCGGACAAGAGUCGGAAGGCGUGGACAUUUCCGUCAUCUUGAUGGAUCUGGAGAUGCCCGUCAUGGAUGGCAUGACUUGUGCGAGAAAGAUUCGGGAGCUCGAGAGGGAGGGUACCAUUGUGAAGCAUAUCCCCAUCAUCGCCGUCACAGCUUACGCGCGGCCGGAGCAGAUCGAAAACGCCAAGGCCGCGGGCAUCGACGACGUCAUUUCCAAGCCGUUCCGCAUCCCCGAGUUGAUUCCCAAGAUCGAGGAGCUGGUCGCAAAGUACGAGAAACUCUCCGUGUCCGCCAACGGGGCUUAA